UCAAUCAGUUUUUCUUGCGUGUGAUUGGACCAAGAAUGAAACGCCCACAGGAGUUUGGUUUCCGGGUUGUGAUCAUGGCGUGUUGCUGAACAGCAUGUGAGUUUUGAUACCUACAAGCCGGAGAUCUAAUACAUCUGUAACAUCAAACAUGGCAGCAGUCGAGGAGGACUUCCCUCGAGGAGGGACAUCAAAGAAGCCUACUGAGAGUAAAGUAGUUGUGCAACGGACAGAAGUGGACAAUUUGUUCCAGUCAAACGAUCAAGCAGAAACUAAAAAAAGAAAGGGAGCUGGCAAAGACGAUGGCAAGAAGCUUAAGAAGCCAAAAACAGGCAAAGAAGAAAGUCUGACGCUGAAUGCAGAAGCCAAGUGUGUGGAAAUUCUACAUAUCAAGAAUGUGAGGGAGGGUAUGUUGAUGCUGGGUUGUGUGAAGGAGGUAGCAGACUUUGAAGUGACAGUCAGCCUGCCGUGUGGUCUGCAAGGCUUCCUCAGCAUCAAGAACAUCUGUGACUCGUACGCCAAGCUGCUCAGUGAGCAGCUGGAUUCAGCUGAUACAGAGGAGAUCUGCUCUCUGCCACACCUCUUCUACCCUGGCAUGGUGUUCAGAUGUGUCGUUGCCAAGUUGGAUGUAUCCAAAGGAGGCUCUCUUAGUAUCCAGCUGUCAAUCAACCCAAAGCUGGUCAACAAAGCUCUCACUUCAGCCUCUCUGAAAACUGGCAUGGUCUUGAGUGGAUGUGUGGAGAGUGUGGAGGAUCAUGGCUACAUAAUCGACAUUGGCAUCAGUGGAACAAAAGCCUUCCUGCCCAAGAAAGCAGCAAAAGACAAAUCUAACAACUCAGAAGAGUUGAAGGUGGGUCAGUAUGUGACAUCUCAAGUGGAAGAAGUAAAGAACGAAGGGCGCGUGGUGCGCCUUUCUGCCAGGGCCCCGGCCAUCAGCCAGGCUUGUGCUGAAUCCAAGCAGGGCUGGAACCUCACUAACCUUCUGCCUGGUCUUCUGGUCAAAGCUACAAUCAAAAAGGUCACCAAACAUGGUCUGAUCCUGGAAUUCCUGUCUUCCUUUAGUGGCCAGGUGGACUUUCUCCAUAUGGAGCCAGAAAAAGCAUCCAGCUACACUGAGGGAACCGAGGUUCUAGCCUGUGUGCUGUAUGUGGAUCCAUCCUCCCGACUGGUGGCGCUGAGCCUGCGCAGCUACCUCGUUCAGCCCGGGACCAUAGUUGACCCCUGUCCUGCUGGAGGUGACCGCAUUGGUGAGGUAGUGAAGGACUGCAAGAUGACCAUGAUGCACCACAUGUCUGGAGCCAUCCUGGAACUGCCAGACAAAACGAUUGUCUUUGUUCAUAGGAACCAUCUGAAGGAGCCACAUGAGUCAUCUAAUGAAAACAGAGUGCUCGCCAUGCCCGAGCACACCUGCAGGAUCCUGGACUUCAGCCCCAUGGACCAAAUUCAUUUUGUUACUCUGCGCAAGAGUGUGAUUCACAAGCUGUUUUAUAGAUACCAUGAUCUUCAGGCGGGUCAGGUUGUAGAGGGGAAAGUGUCAGUCCUGCACAGCUAUGGCAUGGUGGUGCAUCUGUCCGACCACAUUAAAGGCCUGGUGCCGCGGACCCACCUGUCUGAUAUCCUACUUAAAAACCCAGAGAAGAAGUACAUAGAGGGCAUGAAGAUCAAAUGUCGGGUGCUGUCAGUAGAUGCAGAGAAUAAGAAGCUGUACUUGACCAGAAAGAAGGCCCUGGUUGAGAGCUCCUUGCCACUGUUUCUCAGCUAUGCCGAUGCCCGUCCUGGCUGUGUGUCACACGGCUACAUUGUCUGCAUGAAAGACUUUGGCUGCAUCGUUCGUUUCUACAACAACGUCAAGGGUCUGGUGCCGCUCAGCGAGCUCAGUUCAGAGCCCAUUAUCUGCCCAGAUGAAGUCUUCUAUGUGGGGCAGGUGUUAAAGGUUAAAGUUCUUCAUUGUGACCCCGAUAAGGCAAAGAUGGUGCUGUCAUUUAAGACAGCAGUGGAGGGAAACACAGAGGAAGCUGCCAAGCUCCAGUUUGACUGUGAGGUGGGAAAGAGACUGGAGGCUAAGGUGCUGAAAAAGUCUGUCAAUGGCCUGGAUGUGUCCAUCCUCCCUGAUGAGAUCCGUGCUGUGCUACCCACAGUGCACCUUUCUGAUCACAUGUCCAACUGCCCUCUACUGUGGGACAGCCUGCAAGAGGGAGACAACAUCUCAAACCUCAUCUGCUUCAACAAGAACAAGCAAAAUAUUCACCUCACCAAGAAACCGACAGUGAGAUGGUCACUGGAGGAAGGAGUGGUUGCCAAGGACUUCUCUGAACUCACAGUGGGAAUGCAGCUGAUUGGCUGGAUCAAGAACAUCAUGUCCUAUGGUGUUUUUGUAGAGUUUCCAUAUGGCCUUGUUGGUCUUGCACCCAAGUCGGCCAUGACCGACAAGUUCAUCAGUGAUGCAACAACUGUCUUCCAGCUGGGCCAGACGGUGAUUGCUAAAGUGACCAAUCUGGAUGAGGAGAAGCGACGUUUCCUGGUCACGUUGAAGAUUUCAGAGGUCAUAUCUCCAGUGGGUGAUGUCCAGACCAGACUCAUCAAUGGUCUGCAGGAGAGAAGAGCUGUAUCAGAAAUGUUAGCUAUGAGAGAAAGCAGUGAUCUUCGCCAGCAGCUGGCUGCUCUGUCUGUUGGCCAGAAACUGAAGCUGACUGUCGAUACUGCGAAGGACAGUGGUGCCACCUUUAAGUCUGAUGACUUGGUUGGUGCUACCAUACUGGCCACCAAGCACCAUGUUAUGGGUGCAAAGUUGACCCCAGGACAGAAAGUUACAGCAGUCGUCCUCCAUACUGACGUUGACUCGACGUGUGUCCAUGUGUCCAUUCUUUCCAAGCUGCUGGCGAAGAAGAAAUCUUUGACUGAAGGAUCAAAGUACUCAGCGAUGGUCCAACACAUUGAUAAAGACUUUGCCGUCAUCUCACUGGAUGAUACGGCACAGAUGACUGUGAUCCAGACCAGCAGCCAUCUGAACGACGUGUUUCUGUCAGAGUCGGAGAAGCUGAAGGCCGGGAUGAGUUUGGCUGUCGAGGUUAUAGAGCCCGGCUGUGAGGAGGCGCACGGGCUCCCUCUUGUGUCAUGGCAGCGCAGUGCACCAAAACAACAGCACAUGGCUUCAGAAAACCAGACGGGUUACCGUUUUGGUGAAAUCGUGCAGGGUAAAGUGCGAUCGGUGAAGCCCAUCUCCAUACAGCUCACACUCCAGGAUGGAAGCACAGGCAGCGUGCAUGUGUCUGAGGUGAUGGAGGUCACGGAGGUGUGUCCGGGAUCCUUCAUCACAUCCUCCGUUAAAGUGGGCAGUGUGGUCACCGCCAAGGUCAUCGGAGGGAGAGAAGCCUCCAGUCGCAGAUUCUUGCCCUUCUCUCAUCCCAAAUUUACAUACACCAUUCCUGAGCUCACACUCAUACCCAGCAAACUGAAUAAAAGUUCAGAUUUCAAAUCAGUUACAAGAAAAGAAAAACUAAACGGCUAUAAAGUCGGUGAAGAAGUAACAUGCUUUGUAUCAAAGUUUCAUCCAGAGAGGAAGUCAUUGGAGGUCACCACUGAUCCUUGUGUUACUGGGACAGUUGAACUGCUGGCCAUGAUCACUGAUCCAAAAGAUGCUGCUCACCCAGAGAAACUGUACAAACUGGGUCAAGCAGUCUGUGCCAGAGUGGUAGAAGUAAACAGUAAACCUUAUCGCUUUGCUCUGUCACUCACAGGUGUCCAUAUGCUGGAGAAAGGCAGUGUUACUUUGGGGAUGGUGACUAAUAUUGAGCCACAGGUUGGCCUCCUGGUCAGACUUCCUUUUGGUGGUAUGGGGACUGUUGCUGUCACUGACCUGGCUGAUGCCUACAAGCCAAACCCCCUGGAUGGAUACAGCAAGGAUCAGCUGCUCAGGUGUUUCCUUCUUGGGAGCAAAAAGGGCAAGUGGCAGUUGUCUCUGCGUCCAUCAAGACUGAACCCAGAGAAGGCCAAGCCAGUGAAGGACCCCGAGAUUUUGUCUGUAGACAAACUGAAGGAAGGUCAGAUUCUCCGAGGCUACGUCAAGUCUGUGGGAGAGCAGGGGAUCUUCAUCAGGUUGUCAACAAGCAUCACAGGAAGAGCCCAACUUCAGCAGUCCACCAAGUACUUCGUCAGAAACUACAAGGUCCUCUCUGACCACCUGCCUCCCAACACCCUGCUCACUACCAAGAUCGUAAGUAUUGACAAAGAGGAGGAGCUGGUCAACCUCUCUCUGCUCCCAGUGGACACAGGGAAGCCAGACAUCCUUCCAGAAUCUCUCAACCUGCCUCUUCGUCUCACUGGAGAGGAGAAGAAGAAACACGAUCUUCAGAAGAUGCAGAAGAAACGCAAACUGUCUGAGAGCGAGCAGAAACAAGCAGAGUCCCAAGUCCCAAAGAAGAAGAAGAAGAAAAAGAAAUCAAAAACUGAUGACAAUGACAGCGGAGUAGAGGUGUACUUCAGAGAAGAGGAGGAUAAGGAAGAGGAAGAGGAGUCCAGAUCCAGUUCUAUGAAAGUGACACACAGCACAGCAGGUCCAUCCAGACUGCAGGUAGCAGCUGGUUUCUCCUGGGAUGUGGGACUGAGCUCCCUGAAGCCUGCCGCUGCAGUGCAGGAGGAGGGCUCCAGUGAUGGAGAGGACCAAGAUGCAAGCAGCAAGCCCAAGAAGAAGUCUCGUCAUGAGCUUGAGCAGGAGAAAAAGGCAGCAGAGAAGGCCCUGGUACAGCGGGAGGCUCAGCUGAUGGAUCAGAGUCUGCGGCCCGAGGAUGCUGCGGCUUUCGAACGCCUGCUGCUUGCUUCCCCCAACAGCUCCCUGCUUUGGCUGCAGUACAUGGCUCACCAUCUACAGGCCACCCAGAUCGAACAGGCCCGCGCUGUGGCCGAGAGGGCCCUCAAAACCAUCUCCUUCAGGGAAGAGCAGGAGAAGCUCAAUGUGUGGGUGGCCCUGUUGAACCUGGAGAACAUGUAUGGCACAGAGGAGAGCCUAAAGAAGGUGUUUGAGCGGGCGCUGCAGUUCUGUGAGCCCAUGCCCGUGUACCAGCAGCUGGCUGACAUCUACGCAAAGUCUGAAAAGAUCAAGGAGGCGGAGAGCCUGUAUAUGACGAUGGUCAAGCGUUUCCGUCAGAAUAAGGCAGUGUGGCUGAGCUACGGCACCUUCCUGCUCCAGCAGGGUCAGAGUGAUGCUGCCAGUGCUCUCCUGCAGAGGGCGCUGAAGAGUCUGCCCUCCAAAGAGAGUGUGGAUGUGAUUGGCAAGUUUGCUCAGCUGGAAUUCCGUUAUGGUGAUGCAGAGAAAGGUCGUGCCAUGUUUGACAAAGUCCUGACGAGCUACCCGAAACGUACAGACCUCUGGUCCAUCUUCAUUGACCUCAUGGUCAAAUACGGAUCACAGAAGGAAGUGAGGGCACUCUUUGAUCGCGUGAUCCACCUAAGUGUUUCGGUGAAGAAGAUCAAGUUCUUCUUCAAGCGCUACUUGGAGUACGAGAAGAAGCACGGCACCCCGCAGAGCAUCCAGGCGGUCAAAGAGAAGGCCAUGGAGUUUGUGGAAGCUAAAGGCAACGAGGCUGCCAGCUAAUGACCACAUACGCACUAUAAUACCCACAUUGUGUAUGUGUGUGGACUACAGUGUGUUUAACUCACUCUGAGAAUUACACCUGUUUGGAAACAAGUUUGUGCCUCCAGACUCUCGUACAGAUUCCACCUAAAGAAAUGAUCACCUUGUUAGCUUGUAAUUUAGUUUUUUUUUUACUUGUUGUGUACUGGGUGAGUUUUGGACCUGAAAGUCAGGGUUUGGUGCUGAAAUGCUGCAGAACAAAACAAACCUUUUGUAAAGUGGGUUGUAAUCUUCUAUAAAGGUUAAAACAAACUGGUAUUCAACAUCUCAUUAAUUUAGUUUUCAUCAGUUUUGUAUGAAAAGAAGUGUGAAUUAUGAAUACAAUAAUCAAUGUUAUGACUAUCAGUUUAUUGCAUUUUUAAAAGGAUUUAAUAAAGAUACCCUUUACACAUUUGUGGGAGAAUUUUAAA
Messenger RNA from Scatophagus argus, 6036 nucleotides. It is a transcript of the gene pdcd11, whose product is annotated as programmed cell death 11. The record is from RefSeq and is a predicted model, not a curated record. Gene Ontology annotation, cellular component: nucleus; small-subunit processome; nucleolus. Gene Ontology annotation, molecular function: protein binding; RNA binding. The transcript has 36 exons. Bases 149 to 5587 code for a protein of 1812 amino acids. Gene Ontology annotation, biological process: rRNA processing. NCBI's taxonomy places the organism in Eukaryota, Metazoa, Chordata, Actinopteri, Scatophagidae.